Cuscuta europaea is the source of this 3446-nucleotide messenger RNA. The record is from the annotation of a GenBank genome assembly. NCBI's taxonomy places the organism in Eukaryota, Viridiplantae, Streptophyta, Magnoliopsida, Solanales, Convolvulaceae.
CCUUUGUAUGGUGAAGGUACACGACUCCCAUAGUAACACACAAGUGACACCCUCCGGAGGCUAUUUUCUGAAAUCGCCCGGACACAAUGGAGCUAUAUUCCCCGGACAGAUGAUCGGGAGCUUGUGAAGAGCCGGGACUAUCAGAUGAGAAAGAAUUUCGAUUCCCUUCAUCUAAACAGCACAGUAUCCAUUGCCCAUGCUCUCCUCAGAGUCCAAAAGACUUCCCUUUCUGCUGCGCUUCGCCGCCCGUCAGUACAGCGCAAACCACAGUAUCCAACGCCAGACUAUAUUCCGAAAACAUUGCCUCGCAUCCUCCCACCCAGCUCUCAACCGUCUUAUUCACUCUUCCAGCUCUCCGUCUCCAUCUCCAGUGUCAUCUUCCGAGCCACUCAGUGCUUUAGUCCCGGAAAACUCGGAGACUUGUUUUGCUGAUGACAGCAACGGCUGCGAUUGCGAUGAUGUGGAUUCAAUCUUGACUUAUUCACCGAACUUAAAUGCAACUAAUGGUGGUCAGUCUGUGGAAAAUGAUUUGGAUGUACCAUGGAUUUCAAACAUUUCUCAUCGCAAUGCAUCACUGUGUACGAAGGAACCUUCACAAGAAAGGACACAAAAGAAGGUGUAUAAGAUUAGUCAAAAGACUCAUUUGGAAUGCUUAACUGACAUGUGUGCCAAGAAAUUGGGGCUGGAAGAUUCAGAAUUGGUUAAUGUUCUGACCGCACCAAGCAUUUUGCAUGGUAAUGUAUCAUUGUGUCUAAAGGAAGUUUCACGAGAAAGGAGAGUCAAAUGUGAUAAUAAGAGCAGUCAAAAGGCUCGUCUAGAUGGCCUAAUUGAUUUGUCUGCCAAGAAAAUAGAUGAGGAAGAUCCAGGAUCAGUCAAUUCAUCUGAAUCACAUAUGACUAAUGUUGUGGGUGGACUGAGAAACUCAAGCAUGUCACAUGAUAAUGCAGCAUGGUGCCGAAAGAAAGUUUCACUGGAAAGAAAACACAAAUGGAACUGUAAAAAUAGCCAAAAGACUCAUCUAGACUUCUUAAUUGACUUAUGUGCCGAGCAAAUGGGGACGGAUGCCACAAUUUUGGUGCUUGAUAAACUGAGACAAGAAACUGGCCUCAAAGAAUAUAAUAGAAUAAUAAGUCUUUGUGUAGAAGAAGCAAGGAAGAAGAGCACUUUAGAGGAGUCGUUCUAUCAACUUUCCAAAGCCUAUACGUAUCUUAGAGCAAUAAAAGAACGGGGAUUCCAAUUUGAAGAAGAGUCUUAUGGCCCAAUCCUUACGUUUUUAAUAGAUUUUGGCAUGGUCCCCGAGUUCCACUUUUUCUCUGAAAUAAUUAGUGACGGGAAUACUGGUUCACUCCCGAAAUUAGCUUACUACAAAACAUUGCUAUGGAUAAGGACGGAUAAUCAAGAUAAAAUAGAUGAGAUCCUUAAUUCUCUGUCUCUUCAUGGUGGUGAAGACAAAUAUGCUUUUCAAGAAAAUUAUUUGUUAGCUUUGUGCAAUAGCGACCGCAAACAGGAGUGCUUGAGGCUUUUACAAAAUAUUGACAUAACAAGAGUUUCUUCCUUGAAAACCCUGUCUUCCAUCUUUAGCUCAUUGGGGAAGUUAAUAUUAGAGCCCUUUGCAGAAAAGUGGUUUCUGGAUUUGAAGACGACAGAUAUUGGAGAAGAAAACAUCUCAAGUUUCAUCUAUGAUUAUGCUACUAGCAUUCCAAAUUUAAUGGUUGAAGAUGUCGUUCUUAUGUUCAAAAACUUGCACACUCAGUUGGAUGUGGCACUCUCAUCUGCACCUUGUGAGAAGCUCAUUAAGCUCUCCUGCAAAUCACUCAAGGUGCAUACAGCACUCAAUAUAGUGGAUCAAAUGAUUGAUGGGGGUUUGUCUUUAACGACACGAACAGUUAAUGUGAUACUAGAUGCCUGUGAAGGUAGCUUUGAGUAUAAUUUGGUUCGGCGGAUGCAUUCAAUCAUCAGUUCCAAUGAUCUGAAGCCAAACAAUGAAACCUUUGGGAAGUUGAUAAAUUUGUGUGUAAAACUGAAAGAUUUUGACCGAGCAUACCAAAUUAUCAAAGACUUGGGGAAAUCAAACCUGUUGCCUACAGUUAACAUGUACAAUGCCAUAAUGGCAGGCCAUUUUCGCCAGAAAAACUUCCACGGUGGUCUGAUGGUUCUUAAACAAAUGGAAGAUGCAAAUGUGAAACCAGACUCUCAAACUUUUAGCUAUCUUAUAAACAAUUGCAAGAGUGAAGACAAUCUAAACAAGUUUUUUAAUGUGAUGAAGCAUUCUGAAGUUCAAGUCACAAAGCACGUCUGUAUGGCCCUUAUAAAUGCAUAUGCAGCCUGUGGACAGUUUAAAAAAGCUAAGCAGGUAAUCUCAGAUGGAAGGGUACCCAUAAAGAGCUUAAAUGAAGUCAAAAGUGUGCUUGUUUCUGCUCUUGCCUCACAUGGGCAAGUAUCUGAUGCCCUUGAUAUAUAUGAAGAAAUUAAACAAACUAAUUGCAAUUUGGCACCAAAAGCAGUUAUUUCUCUUAUUGAGCACCUUCAGUCUGAAGGAAAUUUGGAUAUAUUACUUCAUCUGCUAGGUGAGUUAGACGACCUGGAUUAUUGGGUCGAAGCAGCCUUCAGAAUCAUAUCGUAUUGCAUUCGGCACAAACACUUCAGACCUGUCAUCGACUUGCUUAAGAAACUCAAGGACAUUUACUGCAAUGAUAACGUGGCUGUAGAAGUUCUUUUUGAUGAGUUUUUUUUCCUUCUUGCGGAAAAACAGCCAACAGACUUGGAGUUUGGGUGGAAUAUGCUUCAAGCUGUUAAGAAUGAGUUAGGGGUUCUCCCAUCCCGCAAGGGCCUCGAUUUCCUCCUCAGUGCAUGUAUAAGCUCCAAUGGGUCACCAAUUUGCUUCAAGAUUUGGGAAGAGUACCAGAAAGCCGGUCUUCCGUACAACACACUAAAUUAUUUGAGGAUGUACCAAGUUCUUUUGGCCUCAGGUUUACUAAAGCCUGCAGCAGAAAUACUAAGUAACAUUUCAAAUGAAGAUCCACACGUUUGGUAUGUCAUCAACGCAUGCCAAACUGUUUACAGAAAUUCUUCUCAAAGCAGAAACAUUGAAACUUUUGUCAAGUAGGCUUCACAGAAGUGCUUAGAAUUGUGAUGUAAAUAUGUAAUUGGUGCCUAUUAUAACGACAACAUGUGUGCUAUAAUAGAUCUAGCGAUAGGAAUAGUAUGAAUGUAAUCUCAAACAGACCGAAGUCUAUUGGAGACAAGUGGAAGAUUGCAGACCAGGGUUCGGAUAGGGUACUCAACGGUCAAAUGUUCUUUACAGUUGUAUAAUUAAUUUAUGAAUGUUCUGGAAUGGCUGUUUAAGGAUGUAUCAAAACAUGUAUUUGUUAGGGACCACUGUAAAUAAACACUUGAGCAUCUUUUAAACACUUCACAUUUGAGGUACUUAACUCUAAGCAUUCAGC